GACCAUUUGGACGCCUGAGUGAUGAACAAAUCCUGCUUCCAGCAUCCAGUCUUUGCUUCAACCAAGAAAACUUUGACAGGAGAUCCUCAAAGUAUUCCUUCUACUAUCCGACAUUGUCCUUCGUCAAGGGUUUCCAAGAUGAAAAAAACCAAGGCCAGGAUUAUCUUAGUUGUUGGAGCACUUUUCCUGUUGGUUCUCCACCUCUUCAGGUACUCGGAUCACAGAACCUUCCAACGCCAGAAGAACACAGCAGGGAGUACUAAGCUAAAAGAGACAACUAUCAAAAGCAAACCUUAUGUAUACACCUGGCAAAAAUGCCAGCGAAAUGUGACUGCUGCCAACAUUACAGGCUUCAAAGACCUCCCUCAGAAUAUCAAAGACUUUCUCUACUAUCGUCACUGUCGACAUUUCCCCAUGCUGCUCGACCUCCCUGAUAAAUGCGGAGGAGCGGCGGAAUCUGGAGCCGUUUUCCUUCUGCUGGUCAUCAAGAGUUCCCCUGCAAACUACGAACGGCGAGAGGUGCUGCGGAAAACCUGGGCUAAAGAAAGGUUACACAACGGUGUGUGGAUUCGAAGGAUUUUCAUUUCUGGAGUAUCAGGAACUGGUUAUCAGAAAGAGAGAUUAAACACUCUCCUUCAGCUGGAGCAAAAGCACCACAGAGAUAUACUCCAGUGGGACUUCAAUGACUCGUUCUACAACCUCACUUUGAAGCAGAUACUCUUCCUGGAAUGGAUGGAAAGAAACUGUCCGAAUGCUCGCUUCCUUCUCAAUGGUGACGACGAUGUGUUUGCCAACACAAACAACAUGGUUGUGUAUCUCCAGAGCCUUGAGAAAAAUAAUGGGAGCCAGCAUCUCUUCACCGGCCAUCUGAUCCAGAAUGUGGGGCCCAUCAGAGCAUCAGGGAGCAAAUAUUUCAUCCCAGUUCAGGUUCAAGAAUCAAAUUCAUACCCUCCAUACUGUGGUGGAGGAGGCUUCCUUCUGUCGGGGCAUACAGCUAUGAUUAUAUACCAAAUGUCCAAAUCCAUAGAGAUUCUACCCAUUGACGAUGUUUUCAUGGGGAUGUGCCUCGCCAAAGCCGGACUUGGCCCAUCCUCACACAUGGGAGUGAAGACAGCAGGGCUGCACAUUCCCUCUGAAAAAGUAGAUGAAUACAGUCCAUGCUACUAUAAAGAAAUGCUACUGGUUCACAGGUUCCUGCCCGCUCAGAUGUACCUGAUGUGGCACAGAAUCGAGGACCCAAAUCUAAAGUGUGGUGGCUCGUAGGAAACCUCCUAACAGAACUGAACAUCUGAUACUUUAUUGGGGUUCUGUUGGGCUGCUUUGAAAGACUUUUUUUAAGAUCCUUUUUGCUGAAUAUGAGCAAAGUAUUUUGCAUUUAUAAUUUCAGCUAUAAAAUAUGAAAUGCAAGUGAAGCCAGUCAUAUUUUUGCACGUUUAUUAGAUGUUUAAUUUGUGGCAUUUUUCUUUUUUUCUAAACUAUACAAGCAGGUGACCAACAUUAGGUCACAUAAUGUUAGCAAAGACAACAGAGGGAUUUAUUUUUGUGUAUUUAUCUAUUGUAUUCUAACAUGACAACAAUAGAUCCGGUGUGAGAGAGACGGCUAAAAAAGACGCUUCCUGCCUACAGCUAUAAACACCUACAACACCUGUGGGUUACUGCAAUAUUUAAUUCCCCUUUGGGAUUAAUAAAGUAUUUUUGAAUUUGAAUUUAGUUGAAUAGCUUGGCUUUUCAUUUGUGUUCAAAUUCCUAAUCACUCAUUAGCUUUAAAGACUUUAUCUAGAGUUAAAAUAAAAAAGUGAGAUCUAAGCUUUUCACUCAGGUAGUUUUUCCAUUCACAUGUUGCAGCUAAUGCUAAUAUAUUCAUUUUUGAAGAUAAAUUAAUUGACUGAACGUUAGUGGCUGAGAUGAGGGAAAUUAUUUACCUGUUUCUCUGUUGAGAAAAGAAGCAAAGUUUAAAAGCAUACGGAGAGCAGGCUGCUGUUCGCAAACUGCCUAAUAUGGAGGAUCAAACAAAUUGACAGGCUCAGGACGGUGUGCGGCCAUUUGCUUGCUUAAACAGUGAAGUUAGUCCAUACAGACUCGAUGGUUUCCGUUUACAGGUGUUAUGAAAAAAACGUUUAGUUUCAAGAUUGUUAAUGAUUCAGUUUUUGGGGACCGUACAAACAAGAGUUUAUAUUUUUAAGGCUUGGCACAGGUUGGGUCUAGAUUUUGUGACAAAGAUGUUUUUAAAAAAGAUUUUUUUAGGCUCUAGUGGACUAUUUUUUUGUAUUUUUCGAAAGUUUGCAGACAGGACAUGGGAUUAGAGAGAGAAGGGAAGACAUGCAGCAAAGGUCACAAGGUCGCCACUGUAAUUUGUGUCGGAUACGUCGAGGACUAGACUUUGGUACGUAGGUCGUGUACUCAACCCCUGCACCUCCACCGCGCCCACGUGCAAAGGAUCUAGUUAAUGUAUAAAGCACUGAUGAGAGUUUUAUUAGUCAUUAGUCAUGCAGAAGUACUUUGUAGUUUUUACAGAGAUUCUGAAACAUUGUCACAACCCUACAGAAAUAUUUGAUCUUUAAAAUUUUAAACUGCAGAAAUACCUUCAAUCUUUAAUGUGAGAUAUAACUGGUUCUAGAACGAUCAACAUAGUAAAAAAUAGAUGUAGGUAAAAUUUAACAUUUAAUUUUAUUUAACAUUUUUUGUUUACCAUCAGUUCUAAAUAAAAUAAAUAUAGUAUAAAGUUCAGCCUGGUCUUCCUGACAUUUGGAGAAAGAUAAAUACUAGUUUGCUCUAGGUUGCCAGAUGGUGUCAUUGUCCGCCAGAUUACAAAAAGAUAUCCUGGAUAUUGUUCAAAAAUAUAUGAAAACAACACAAUGCAUGAUCUGAACACAAAGGCUUUCCAUCAAGUUAUUGAUGGUAAUUAUCUAAAUGUCACAGCAGUCUAGUAGAUUCCCAGAAUGUCUGGAGUAAGAAAUUUGGCUCCAAAAUAAAAAACGUUUUCUGUAGAGAAAGCACCAUGGUGGAAAGUGAAAUUAUGAGUUAUGAUCUGCAGGAACCACUCUAACUCUGGGUCACUAAAUUGUUACAGAAACCACUUUGAAAAUUGAAAAAAAGAACAUCCUACCUACAGAGAAAGGUGCUCUGUAGUUCAUUUUCCAAAGUUGAAACUGCUGGAUAAAAUAGUGAACAGAUCCUAACAUAGUGUAUUACCAAAAC
This is a messenger RNA of Cyprinodon variegatus (sheepshead minnow), 3198 nucleotides long. It is a transcript of the gene b3gnt3, whose product is annotated as UDP-GlcNAc:betaGal beta-1,3-N-acetylglucosaminyltransferase 3. Lineage: Eukaryota; Metazoa; Chordata; Actinopteri; Cyprinodontiformes; Cyprinodontidae. Gene Ontology annotation, cellular component: membrane. The record is from RefSeq and is a predicted model, not a curated record. The coding region runs from base 22 to 1263 and encodes 413 amino acids. Gene Ontology annotation, molecular function: hexosyltransferase activity. The transcript has 2 exons.